Pogonomyrmex barbatus (red harvester ant) is the source of this 1778-nucleotide messenger RNA. It is a transcript of the gene CRMP, whose product is annotated as Collapsin Response Mediator Protein. The record is from RefSeq and is a predicted model, not a curated record. Gene Ontology annotation, molecular function: dihydropyrimidinase activity. Gene Ontology annotation, cellular component: cytosol; cytoplasm. Lineage: Eukaryota; Metazoa; Arthropoda; Insecta; Hymenoptera; Formicidae. Gene Ontology annotation, biological process: pyrimidine nucleobase catabolic process.
AUGGUUUCGUCGGUGUGUGCGCCAGUAUCGUGCGAACCGGACGAGCGCGCCGUGAUGCCUGGCUACGUGCCGCCUGCCUCUGGCCAGUCCGGCCGUGUCUGCUUGGCUUUGGCCCUAGCUGGAUCUGGCGCAGCUUGCAGACAAAUGGGGCGCAAUCUCAUUAUACCAGGUGGCACGAGGACCAUCGAUGCACGCGGAAGAUAUGUAAUGCCCGGUGGCAUAGAUCCACAUACGCAUUUUGAAUUUGAGUUUAUGGGCACCAAAUCGAUAGACGACUUUUAUCAAGGCACGAAAGCAGCUGUUGCUGGUGGUACCACGAUGAUCAUCGAUUUUGUGGUAUCGCGAAAGGAGGAGAGCCUUGUGGAAGCUUAUGAGAGAUAUAGGCAGUCAGCAGAUCAAAAAGUAUGUUGCGAUUAUGCGCUGCACGUUGCUGUUACAUCUUGGAGUCCAAAGGUCAAAGAGGACAUGGCGACAUUGGCGAGGAAUCAUGGCGUCGGUAGCUUCAAGAUGUUUAUGGCGUAUCCCGAUAUGUUCAUGCUCAGAGACCCGGAGCUGAUCGAGACUUUCAAGGCGUGCAAAGAAAUUGGCGCCGUUGCUAUGGUACACGCGGAAAAUGGUGAUCUUAUCGCGGAGGUAAAUAGUCCACUGUAUGUAACGGCAAUCUCAAGCAAAUCAGCCGCCGAUGUCAUAUCGGCAAAGCGAUCGGACGGUGUCAUCGUUUUUGGGGAAACUUUGGCGAGCACUAUCGGUAUCGAUGGUAGCGAGCAGUAUGGCAAAGAUAUGGAGAAAGCAAGGCGUUUUAUUACUAACCCGCCGUUGCGGCCUGACCCAACGACACCUGCCUAUCUAACCGAACACCUGGCCCAAGAUAAUCUUCAAGUUAUUGGCAGCGACAAUUGCACUUUUAAUGCCGAGCAGAAGGCUUUGGGCAAAGAUGAUUUUUCAAAGAUCCCAAAUGGUGUAAACGGUGUAGAGGACAGGAUGGGAGUGCUCUGGGAGAAAGGUGUGCACGCUGGCAUAAUGGACCCUACGCGGUUCGUUGCGGUCACUAGCACGAACGCCGCCAGAAUCUUUAACUUAUAUCCUCGAAAGGGUGUUAUAGCCGUUGGCUCGGACGCCGACAUUGUCGUCUGGGAUCCCAACAGGAAACGUACCAUUUCCGCUCAGACCCACGUCCAGGCUGUUGACUUCAACAUCUUCGAGGGUAUGGAAAUAACUGGUGUACCUGAAUACGUGAUCGUCAAUGGGCGCGUGUGUGUAGACGAAUGUGAGCUCAAAGCUGUUCACGGUUUCGGAAAAUACAUAAAUACGGAGCCAUUUGGCACUUAUGUGUAUGACAUGAUAAAUGACAAAGAAAAGAAACCACGUGGAGUUGCACGAACCGAAGCAGAAGCCAAGAAAUUCGCCGAGGAAGAUGCUGCGAUCGCAAAGGCUAAAGAAGAAGCAAGAGCCGCGGCGGCUGCAGCUGCGGCACGAGCCAAUCAAAACGGUUCAAUUCACGAUAGUCCAAAGAUCAAAUUGCAAUCUGCUACUUGUGUACCUACCUUGCCGGAAUCCGCUGUAGUGACACCAUCCACGAAGGGCCCAAGACUCGAAGGGCAAAGAAACCUACAGGAUUCUACUUUCUCUAUCAGCGAGGAUGUCGAAGAAGCACGAAGGGCAUGUAUUCGCGUAAAUAAUCCACCGGGCGGGCGCAGUGCGGGAGGCUUUUGGUAAUUUUUACAAAAAAACAUCAAGCUUUACGUAUAAGGAUCAUUUAAUGCAAGAAAUGAAUGGAA